AUGAGUAGGAAUGUAGACAAGGCUAACUCAGUACUGGUGCGGUUCCAGGAACUUGAAGCGGAAAAAUGGGGUGGUUACAAAGACUAUUCGCGAUAUAAAAGACCGGCUCGAAUUACGUCGAUCAAGAAUAGUAAAGAGGCCCAACAAUGGCGUCGUCAAGUUGUCCAAGACAUCAACUCUAGAGUGACUAGAAUGCACGAUCCAUCAUUGAAUGAAUUUCAGCUCAGAGAGUUGAACGAUGAGCUGAACGAUCUUUUUUCGGAAAAAAAUCGUUGGGACCGUCAUAUCCAUAAAACUUUGAAGGGACCCGAUUUCUCUCACGACAAGGCAUUCAAAUUCACGGGCAAAGUUUAUAAAGGCCGGCGUUAUUUUGGACGGGCCCUUGAGCUGCCGGAAGUAAAAGAAUUGGCUCAGGCUGAUCUUGAACGUCUUGCAAAGCUCCAGACCAGUCGCCAGCGACAGGCAGCUCUGCAAAAUAAAAUGAAAGUGUGGGAAAAAACUCUGGGUCCGGACUAUUAUGGCGUUCUUCCGGACGAAAACAUACAUUUCAAGCGUCCUUUAACCGUGGACAGCCGGAAUGUCACCGAACUUUUGACGUUAGAGCCCUCAGAUCAAACACCUCUCAGGGAGUAUGAAGAUGAAUGGACGGUAGCUUACAGGUCCGAAUUAGGGAGCGAAGAUGGAUUCGGGAAGCCACAAGUAAUUAUCCCGGAGAUGAAUUACGUUCCAGAUCAGACAGAAUUGGAAAAGUGGUUGGUGCAAAGACGGAAAAUGCAGCUACAAAAACAACUGGGACUAUAG
This is a messenger RNA of Lachancea lanzarotensis, 801 nucleotides long. RefSeq names its product LALA0S10e01552g1_1 (gene ISY1). Gene Ontology annotation, cellular component: Prp19 complex; catalytic step 2 spliceosome; post-mRNA release spliceosomal complex. The transcript has a single exon. The record is from RefSeq and is a predicted model, not a curated record. Gene Ontology annotation, biological process: mRNA 3'-splice site recognition; generation of catalytic spliceosome for second transesterification step. The coding region runs from base 1 to 801 and encodes 266 amino acids. Lineage: Eukaryota; Fungi; Ascomycota; Saccharomycetes; Saccharomycetales; Saccharomycetaceae.